Messenger RNA from Colletotrichum siamense, 1899 nucleotides. RefSeq names its product Poly(A)-specific ribonuclease PARN (gene parn). Bases 1 to 1899 code for a protein of 632 amino acids. The record is from RefSeq and is a predicted model, not a curated record. Gene Ontology annotation, cellular component: cytoplasm. Gene Ontology annotation, molecular function: RNA binding; poly(A)-specific ribonuclease activity. The transcript is spliced from 7 exons. Gene Ontology annotation, biological process: nuclear-transcribed mRNA poly(A) tail shortening. NCBI's taxonomy places the organism in Eukaryota, Fungi, Ascomycota, Sordariomycetes, Glomerellales, Glomerellaceae.
AUGGAGAUCACCAUGGAAAACUUUUGGCGGCAGCUGCCAAGAAUAUUGAUUUCCAUCGCAGAGUCGAAUUUUAUCGCCAUCGAUGUCGAGAUGACCGGCAUUGCAGACAAGAUGUCGGAGAAUUUCUGGAAAAAGACCAACCAAACCCGACAGGGGAUUUACGAGACAGGCAAGCGGAUCGCGUCAACGUACAACGUCUUUGAGCUGGGUCUCACCUACGAUUCGUACAAGACGGAAUCUUACAAUUUUUAUGUCAGCCCUUUACUCCUCGAGGAUACUCGCGAAGACAGCCUUUUCGCCAAAGACUUGGGCAGAAACUUGACGGCAUCACUCAGCACCCUGAGGUUUAUGAGAAAGGAAGGCCUCCAAUUGGAGAAGAUUUUCGACAACCCUGUCCCGUACUUGAGCCGUAAGGAAUCGCGCGACGCAAUCGAACGCCUGGAAUCCCGAGCGCAGACACAGCCGAUCAAGGACCAUCCGUACGACGAGGACGAGGAAGGCCUUAAUUUUUUCAGCACGUACGUUUUUGACGAGAUCACUUCAUGGCUCGGCGACCGUAACGACGAUCGGAAGUCAGAGAUCGAGAUCCGGAUUCCCUAUUCGGAUAGCAAGAAGAGAAGCAGUGUGUACCACAAGAUCGUCCGAGUAACAGCUCAGAAUCUGGUUCCGCACAUGAAGUGCCGCACCUGGAAUCAUGGUCUUUCUGUGAUUAUUUCCCCAGAAGAUUCCGACGAGAAUCAAGAGAGGCAGCAAACGUUUCGAGAUAACCUUUCCGCCUCAAUCAGAAAGCAAACCGGUCUUCGCCUGAUUAUGGAGGCCCUUUCCGGAGGGCAUUUUGCGGAUAUCAUUGACCCGAGCUACAUUAUUGAGGCUUUAUCAUCCUGGCCUGGCGGCAUGACGGUACAGAGCUUUUGUCAAGAGGUUCAGCAGAAAUUUGGAAACGCGCCGCUUUUGAGUCCGGAGCGAGAGUCCGGUGAGGACAGCGAGGGAGUGGUGUCGACGACACCAGAGCAGGAAUCCAGCUACUUCAGCGAAGAAUCACCCAAUAGCAUUGGGAACUCCCUGGAAGAAUCAAGAGGCCAACAAUCAUGGCGACUGCCGGAAUCAUCGUCGGAGUGGUUUACAAGUUUCCCGCACACGCCUGAUUAUAUCUCGGAAGCAACGCUUUCCGAUCAGAUCCGGGCCGCUCUCUGGACACUCGAAUCCAAGCUCCAGCUCCAGCGCCCACCGAUUGUUGGUCACAACCAGUUCUUUGACUUGUUGUUCAUUUACCAAACCUUCUUUGACGAUCUCCCUGCUUCCUGCGGGGAAUUCUUUGCCAACAUCUACGAGUUAUUUCCCCACAUAAUCGACACCAAACUCAUGGCAAUCGCCGAUCAGGCGAUCGAAGGGGAAGAUCCGCUGGCGGAUAUAUUCGACAGACUCAUUGGCGAUGUUUCCAGGCCGUCUAUUGGCUGGGACCCGGCUCAUGGGUACAGUCGAAGGGCAAACGCCCAUGAAGCAGGCUACGACAGCUUCAUGACUGCUGUUAUCCUUCUGCGACUCGCAUAUAAACUUGCUCGAAGGACACUCGACAACGUCGACGAGGGUGAGAGCUGGGACAAGAAGAUGCGUCGAUUGUACGACAAGGGCUGGCUACUAGAGAUUGGACGUGACCCCGAAUGCUUUGGAUCAGACUCAGGAUCGGACUUUGAGGAAUCGACGGCAUCCUCAGACGGCGAUGACGAAGAAGUUGGAGAGCUCUACUGGGGUCAUUCUGUGUUCGACAUGUUCCGCAACACUCUGCGGAUCGGCCCCUCCACCAAUGUUUUUCUGGAGAGACAGUGGGCAGCCGAUCGAGCCUUUCGCCAGGUUCCGCGUCCGAAGUCAGACACGGAAGGAUGCAGUAUUAGUUCUUGA